AUGGGUCUCAUGGACGUUUUGAAAUCGUUCAAAUCGCCGUCCGGUCGAGAGAUUCGAAUUCUGCUCCUUGGCCUUGACAACGCUGGAAAGACCACAAUCCUCAAGCAAUUGUCAUCUGAAGACAUUCAACACGUCACACCAACCAAAGGAUUCAAUGUGAAGACUGUCGCAGCGAUGGGAGAUAUUCGCUUGAAUGUUUGGGACAUUGGCGGACAGACCAUCCGUCCGUACUGGUCCAAUUACUAUGAGAACAUUGACACGUUGAUCUUCGUCAUUGAUAGUAAUGAUAAGAAGCGGUUCGAUGAGAUGAACAUCGAGUUGGGAGAGUUGUUGGACGAGGAGAAGCUUCGUAAAGUGCCAGUGCUCAUUUUCGCUAACAAGCAGGACUUGGCAACUUCGGCAACGUCCGAGGAGAUUACCAGGAAACUGGACCUCGACUUGCUCCGUGACCGUACUUGGCACAUUCAAGCGUGCUCCGCCAAACUCAACGAGGGUAUCAGCGAUGGAAUCGCAUGGGUCGCCAACACUCUUAAA
Molecule: messenger RNA, 534 nt
Organism: Caenorhabditis briggsae
Lineage: Eukaryota; Metazoa; Nematoda; Chromadorea; Rhabditida; Rhabditidae
Gene: Cbr-arl-3
Product: Protein CBR-ARL-3
Biological process (GO): cilium assembly
Cellular component (GO): cytoplasm; microtubule cytoskeleton
Molecular function (GO): GTPase activity; GTP binding
Source: RefSeq, a predicted model, not a curated record